This is a messenger RNA of Anopheles stephensi (Asian malaria mosquito), 999 nucleotides long. RefSeq names its product protein SYS1 homolog (gene Sys1). The record is from RefSeq and is a predicted model, not a curated record. The transcript is spliced from 2 exons. Lineage: Eukaryota; Metazoa; Arthropoda; Insecta; Diptera; Culicidae. Gene Ontology annotation, biological process: Golgi to endosome transport; Golgi to plasma membrane protein transport; protein localization to Golgi apparatus. Gene Ontology annotation, cellular component: Golgi membrane; trans-Golgi network. Bases 237 to 725 code for a protein of 162 amino acids.
UUCUCCCACAAUUGACAGCAAUCGCCAUCUGUCAUCUAUCCUGCAGUGACAGCAAACUGCAAGCAAAACAACAAACGCAACUUUCCUUUCGAUUUCUCAAAACGCAAGAUGUUGGCCCACAAAGGGCCCAUAAACUUUUGUGAUAUCGUUUAGUGUCCCGUUGGCAUUGCUCAGCAUCCCGUGAAGCGAACCCCAAAACUAUCCCACUGGUGCCGUGCGGUAAAGGAUCCGCCAGCAUGAAGAAACUCACCGGAACGUUUCGCAACACGCAAUGGGAUCCGUACCUGCUCAUCACCCAGAUCGUAGCGAUGCAGGCCCUGCUGUACGUUAGCCUCGGGACGAUCAUGUACGUGAUGGAUUUUUUCGCCGAGGCUAACCACACACUGGACCACAUAUUUGAGUAUCAUGAAAUACACGUAACCGAUCUUGGUGGACGAUUGGUUAUCGUUGCCUUCAUACUCAACUCCCUAGUCGGUGCCGGGCUGCUGUGGUUCAUAGUGAGGCGGACGAAGCUGUGUUUGGAUUUUAGCUUUACUUUCCAUUUCACGCACCUGGUGAUAUGCUGGUGGUAUAACGAGGCCUUCCCAUCGACGAUCGGCUGGUGGAUGCUGAACGCCGUCUGCACCGCGCUCAUGUGCGUGUGCAGCGAGUUUCUCUGCCUCAAAACGGAACUGAAGGAAAUUCCCGUCGGGUACACGGCACUCAACCAGAAGGUUGAUUUGUGAACGGCCGUGGCCGUGCCCGGACCAGGGCACGAAAGUGGUUUCCAGGAGUAGAGGAAAAUGGUGCGCACGUUCCAUAGGUAGGGUAUUUUGACGCCAUGGCUUCAGGGAUGUAUAGCAAUCCGGGAGGAGUGUAUGUGUGUGUGUGUGAUUAGUGCUGUUCGAUUUGUGUUGUGUACACUACUCAAGCUUUACAGGUAAAAACUAAAGGCUAAGAAGAUUUUUAAUUUAUGUUGCGUACUAAAACAAACAAUAAAGAAGGAUAUAAGCAAACGCA